Molecule: messenger RNA, 827 nt
Organism: Enhydra lutris kenyoni (northern sea otter)
Lineage: Eukaryota; Metazoa; Chordata; Mammalia; Carnivora; Mustelidae
Product: MyoD family inhibitor
Exons: 5
Coding region: 61-801 (246 amino acids)
Source: RefSeq, a predicted model, not a curated record
GGUCACGGCGGUCCUGGCCACGACGGCACCGCAGGGGCCUUGGAGCGGCGUCCCGGGCCGAUGUCCCAGGUGAGUGGCCAGCGCCCCCCUCAUUGCGACGCGCCCCAUGGAGCCCCCAGCGCAGCCCCGGGGCCAGCCCAGAUCCCAUCCCUCCUGCCUGGGCUAGAGGUAGUAACCAGAUCCACUCACCCUGUGGAGGCAGCGCUAGAGGAAGGCUCCCUGGAGGAAGCGGCACCCCCCAUGCCCCAAGGCAAUGGCCCUGGGGCCCCUCAGCCCCUGGACAGUACUGACCUCGAUGUCCCCACAGAAGCUGUGACACGCCAGCCUCAGGGGAACCCCGUGAGCUGCACCCCACUAGUGGCGAAUGGCUCAGGCCACCCCUCAGAGCUGGGCAGCGCCAGGCGGGCGGGGAACGGUGCCCUAGGUGGCCCCAAGGCCCACCGGAAGUUGCAGACGCACCCAUCUCUCGCCAGUCAGGCCAGCAGGAAGAGCAAGGGCAGCACCAAAUCUACUGCCUCCCAGAUCCCCCUCCAGGCGCAGGAAGACUGCUGCGUCCACUGCAUCCUGUCCUGCCUGUUCUGCGAGUUCCUGACGCUGUGCAACAUCGUCUUGGACUGCGCCACGUGCGGCUCCUGCAGCUCCGAGGACUCGUGCCUCUGCUGCUGCUGCUGCGGCUCGGGCGAGUGCGCCGACUGCGACCUGCCCUGCGACCUGGACUGCGGCAUCGUGGACGCCUGCUGCGAGUCCGCCGACUGCCUGGAGAUCUGCAUGGAGUGCUGCGGGCUCUGCUUCUCCUCCUGACCGCCGCCGCCCCUGCAGCGCCCCUC